AUGUUCUUUAUCGGAUUUGGCACUUUGCUACUGUUAUACGGAUGUAAUCUGCACCAAACUCAGACACUAGUUGUUAGUUCGUAUUACACUAAAAGGCCAUUGUUCAUAAAAUCUCAAUCUUUGUCUCAAUUAAGAGGUACUUUCGCGAAAUCUGUUGGUUUUACUCGCUACUCUAUCAAAACACCCGAGGAAUCUCCUCAUUCCUACUACAAAUCUGACCAUUAUAAUAGGCUCCGUAGCUAUUUUACCGCACAAGAGCAAGAAAUAGAUGAUGCUGAGUACAACAUACACAAAAACGAGCACGUUUAUCAGAUAGAAAAUACUGGAUUAUUUGCUCCUCUAUCCUUGGAUUUCGAAUCACUUGCCGCCGUGCCAGAGCUAUUUCAUGAAAACUUUCUACUCAGGGGUGAAGAUCACUGGGAAACACUAAUCAGGAUCCGUGAGCUCUGUUCUCUAAAAAAUACAGUUGGUCAAACUCGGCAGCUAAUAUCAGAUAAACGCUCAGAUUUGGCAAACGUAUUUAGAGAUUCAUCUGAAUCAGAUAAGACCUGUUUGAGAGAUUCAAAUAUUAGCUUGAGAAAUGAACUAAGGGAAUUAAACUCACAAUAUGCUUCAAUAGUUAAUGAGCUUGAAUUAUUGAGACAGAAAUUGCCAAACAUUUUAUCUAGUCAAGUUCCAGAAAACGAGAAUGUAGUUAAAAAGGAUCUUUCUAGAAAUUUUACAAGUACAAACUCGACAAAACUUACACAUUAUGAAAUUAUAGAACGUCUAAAUCAUGAUUAUAUACAAAAGGCCGUUGGAAUAAGUGGUAAGGGAUUUGCAGCUUGCGGCGGUAAUUUAUCUCGUUUGGCUAGAGCAUUAAUUAAUUUGUUUUUAGACACACACACUCAAUUGUUUAACUAUACCGAAAUUACGGUACCAUUUAUAGCCAGUGAAUCAACAUUUAAAUCUACUACUCACUUACCUUUCUUCGAAGAGGACUUGUUUAAACUAGAUUCGCGUCACCAAUUUGACGGUGAAACUGGUUAUUUGAUACCAACAUCUGAAGUUCCGUUGCUAGCUCUUCAUCAAAAUUUGAGGAUACAUCCCAAGAACCUUCCUCUCCGAUUUGUUAGUUAUUCUGAGUGCUUCAGAUCAGAGAUACAAGAUUACGGCUUGGACACCCGUGGACUAAUAAGACAACAUCAAUUUGGGAAAGUUGAAUUAAUUUCUAUUGGAGAAGCCGCUGACUCCGAACAUAUUCAUGAGCUUAUGCUCUCACAUAUUGAACAUGUUUUAAAUUUAUUAGAGUUACCUCAUAGACAAGUAAUCUUAUCUGCCAAAGAAACUGGGCAUUCUUCAUCUAAAACCAUCGAUUUUGAGGUCUAUUUCCCAUCGCUUGAUAAAUUUAUAGAGGUUUCGAGUUGCAGUAAUACUGGUGAUUAUCAGACCUCGAGAUUAAAUCUCUUUGGAGCUUCAAAGGAGAAGUUACACGCUAUAAACGGCUCUGGAUUGCCUAUAGGCAGAACACUGUCUGCACUAUUGGAAACACAUUGUAGUAUUAGGGAUAACGGGUUGCUGCAAAUAAACAUCCCAAAGGCUUUGCAACCCUACUUGAAUAAUGAAACUGUAAUUCUCGAGGAUAUACCAUAA
This is a messenger RNA of Theileria equi strain WA, 1632 nucleotides long. RefSeq names its product seryl-tRNA synthetase, putative. Bases 1 to 1632 code for a protein of 543 amino acids. NCBI's taxonomy places the organism in Eukaryota, Apicomplexa, Aconoidasida, Piroplasmida, Theileriidae. The transcript has a single exon. Gene Ontology annotation, molecular function: serine-tRNA ligase activity; ATP binding. The record is from RefSeq and is a predicted model, not a curated record. Gene Ontology annotation, biological process: seryl-tRNA aminoacylation.